Messenger RNA from Epinephelus lanceolatus (giant grouper), 901 nucleotides. It is a transcript of the gene akap14, whose product is annotated as A-kinase anchoring protein 14. Gene Ontology annotation, cellular component: cAMP-dependent protein kinase complex. NCBI's taxonomy places the organism in Eukaryota, Metazoa, Chordata, Actinopteri, Perciformes, Serranidae. Gene Ontology annotation, molecular function: protein kinase A regulatory subunit binding. The record is from RefSeq and is a predicted model, not a curated record.
UAUAUCCUGCUUAUAUUGUUAUAAUGUUAUUUUUAUACUGCUACAGUGUUGUUUUUAUUUUUACUUUUUUUUUUGUACUACUGCCAAAUAGGAGCUGCUAAACAGAUUUUCACAGUGAUACUGCCUGACAAUGUUAACGGUGACAAUAAAGUAUUCUUAUUCAAAGGUGGGCCAACAGAGGGUUCCAUUUGCCACCACACCCACCCUGGUAGCCAUGGAAACCAUUAUACCAACAACUCAGCUAACAACUCAGCGAAACCAGUUUCCAGACGUCCUGUUCAUUGUAACAAAGACAAGAUGGAAGAGGAAAAUGCAUUAAGUCUGAAUAUCACGACAGAGUCGGCUCGACUUGUGGAUUCGUUGCUGGAGAGACGCCACGGCACUGUAACGACGGAGCAGCAGGAGGAAGACUCCUCUGACAGUGAGAUGAAGAAUAUUAACUGGGUUGCUUGCAAAGACUUCACAGUCGAAGUGGGGGAAAGGCAGAUUGGAGAGUACAUCCAAACCUGGGAGCUGCAGCCCUGCUGGCUCUACAGUCUGGACUUCCUCUGCUCCACCGAGAAGGACUAUCAUACCAUCUACCACUACCGGGCCCGCUUCAGUAUCCCGACCUCCCGGAGGCCCAUUCAGGGGACAGCCAGCGUCUAUUUCGUGGUGGACAUAUCUAAAAUCAAACCGCAGACUCUGCCAGUGGAGGUGCGCUUUAUAGUGGAGUCAAACAGGCUGGUGCACACACCCGGGAGGAGCAGGUUCGGGGAGAAGUGGCUGGUGGACGUUAUCGAGAGCAAGACUUUGCUCCGACGAGCGCUGGACCUUUGAACCGAUUUCUGGAAGCUUCUAAAAGACUCCCAAAAGUUAUACCUAACUUGCUAAGUGUUAACAUUAAACCCCACAGAGUGAA